Messenger RNA from Camelina sativa (false flax), 2232 nucleotides. The record is from RefSeq and is a predicted model, not a curated record. NCBI's taxonomy places the organism in Eukaryota, Viridiplantae, Streptophyta, Magnoliopsida, Brassicales, Brassicaceae.
AUGUCGAGUGAAGACAAGAAAGCGAUCGUAGCAAAGGGUUCCGAUUCAAAGGAGUUGACAGAAGAGAAUUAUGCAGAGUGGGCAACGGAGAUGCUCAACGCCCUUAAAGCCAAAAGAAAGACUGGUUUUCUGGAUGGAUCCAUCAUAAAACCAACGACAACAGGGUUAGAGAUGGAGUCGUGGACGAGUGUCAACUCGAUGGUUGUCGGAUGUCAAGAAGGUCAAUCCGUAAUUGAUUAUUACAUACUCCUCGUUGUAUUGUGGGAUGAACUGCAAGGUUAUCGUCCGAUUCCCCUUUGUACCUGCAGAGCAGCUACACAAAUUGCAAAAGAGAGAGAAGAUGAGAAAGUUCAUCAGUUUGUCAUGGGACUUAAUGAGUCUCAAUUUAGAAACGUGAUUUGCCAAAUCAUUGAUGCAGAGCUGAUGCCAGACUUGGCACAAGCUUAUGCCAAAGUGAUAAGAGAAGAACAUAGACUUUCAGCGAGCAAGAGAAGAGAACAACAACAUGAAGCUGUCGGUUUCACGACAAGGUCCGUUCCGCAAGCUGAGUCUCCUGUUGCGUUUAAUGGUCAUGAAACAAGUGAGGCAUCUAUUUAUGCAACAAGAUCUGUUUCUGCAAAAUUCAACCAAAUCAAUAACAGGAACAGAGAACGGAGCUUUUGCUCACAUUGUGGGCGAUCAGGUCAUGAGAAGGACUACUGUUGGGAGUUAAUUGGAUACCCAGAAUGGUGGAACGAACGGUCCGGAAGAGGCGAAGGUUGUGGUUUAGGACGUGGAGGUCGAAGUUCGAGCUUCCAAGCAGCAGGUCGUGGUCGUGGUUAUGCGACGGUUACUCACGCCACCAGUCCUCAUGCAUCCGCGUAUCCGUCUCUCACCCCUGAACAAUGGAAAGCACUAGAACAAUUGGCGAAGGAGAAACGGUUCAACAUGUCUGAUAAACUCUCUGGUAAGAUUAAUGAGGAUAUCAUUCUUGAUACAGGGGCCUUACACCAUAUGACGGGAAAUCUUGCGUUGUUAACAAACGUUGGGUCCAUGUCACCGUGUAAGAUCGGAUUCGCCGAUGGAAGUACAACAAUGUCGAGUAGCAUGGGUGUGAUUCACGUUUCAGAUGAUAUAACACUUGAAAAUGUGUUAUAUGUUCCAACCCUUGAUUGCACACUUAUAUCCGACCGUUUUUUGAGGAUGCUGAUUGGAAGAGGUGAAGAGCGUGAUGGGGUUUACUAUCUUAAAGACAAGGAUGUUGUGCGGGUUAACAAGCAAAAUGGACGUGUGGAAAGGAAACACCGUCACAUUUUAAACGUUGCCUGGUCUUUGCUUUUUCAAGCAAGUUUACCAAUCAUUUUUUGGGGAGAAGCGAUUUUAACGGCAGCCUACCUCAUCAACCGAACUCCCACCAAAGUUCUUCAUGGGAAAACACCAUACGAGUUGUUAUUCAACAAGAAACCGUCUUGUGAUGAGUUGAAAGUUUUUGGUUCCGCUUGUUCUACACAUAGGAAAAUGCGUGACAAAGAUAAAUUUGGUCCUAGAAGUCGUUCAUGUAUUUUUGUGGGUUAUCCUUUUGGAAAGAAGGGUUGGAAGGUGUAUGACCUUGAAGAUAAUGAAUUUUUAGUUUCUCGGGAUGUUGUUUUUCACGAGGAUGUUUUCCCGUAUGCCACCAAUCAUAUGUUGCUUGAAGAAGACACGUUAACUGGUCCAACUCGUGUAGAUGAUGAUUGGGUUCUUACACCGGAAUCCACCUCUAUAUUAAGGGGAAGUCCUGAUGAUGACUCUCCAUCUGAUCCUCCCGUAGAAAAUACAACACCGUCGGUUGCCGGUGAAAAUAUAACACCGUUGGUUGCCAGUGAAAAUACAACACCGUCAGUUGUGGAAGAAAAUGUUGACACGGAACCAUCUUCUCCUGUGAUCGUGAAGGAAGAGGAGUCUCCAAUUGUCGAUUUACACACAUCAGCGGAACCACCAGAAGAGUUAGACGUAGGUAAACGUAUGAAGUAUCCCUCUAUUCGGUUACAUGGUUAUGUUACUUACAAUGCUCGUUGUUUAGAAGACUCCCAUCACGCUCCAUCCGACUCCGAUAUGGCUUCCUCGACACCGGUCCAAGGUAAAACACCGUACCCUCUCACAAAUUAUAUUUCUGAUGAUAAUUUCUUUCCUGCUCAUCAAGUGUUUUUAGCUGCGCUUGUUGAGGCUAUUGAGCCGACUUCUUACAAACAAGCUAUUCAAGACCCACAAUAG